AUGGACGACGUCGACUCGCAAACGCCGGCAGAGCAACGUCUUACUGAUGAAGAGUUCACGGCAUUGCCUCCCAUUGAUUUUGUGACGCUGGGAAUGUUCAUCAUAGACGAGAUACACUUCUUGCCGCCUACGCCACCCGUCUUUGAUAUACUUGGUGGCGCCGGCUCGUACGGUGCUCUCGGAGCCCGUCUCUUCUCGCCGCCUCCGGAUGCCUCGUCGGUCGGCUGGAUUGUCGACAAGGGUUCCGACUUUCCGCAGUCUUUAACCGACCUCAUCGGCAGCUGGGAGACGUCAGUUGUAUUCCGUGAGGACCCACAGCGACUGACCACGCGCGGAUGGAACGGAUACGAGGAUGCAGAGAAGCGCGCCUUCAAAUACACCACCCCCAAGAAGCGCCUCACUGCAGGGGACCUGACGCCUCAUCUGUUACUAUCCAAGUCCUUCCACUUAAUCUGCUCCCCGGCCAGAUGCAGAGACCUAGUUUCCGAAAUCACUUCGGCCCGCAAGCGUGUAUGCCCGCCCGAUUCGUACAUAAAACCAAUAUUCAUCUGGGAACCCGUACCUGACCUGUGUACACCCGAUGAACUUCUGAAUUGUACAAAUUGCCUGCCCCUAGUCGACAUCCUCAGUCCGAAUCACUCGGAGCUGGCCGGUUUCAUGGGCGAUGAUGGCCUGGACCCAGCCACCGGAGAAAUUUCCAAGACAGCCGUAGAAAGAUCUUGCGAGCAACUUCUCGCCAGCAUGCCUUUGUCAUCUUUCACACUUGUCAUCCGCGCCGGUGAUAAGGGCUGCUACGUUGCUCGGAACGGCGGCCGCAAGCGCCACCCCACUACAGGCGUUGGGGCCGACCCGAAGCGUCGCAAGAAGGAUUAUGCCAGGGGCGGCCUUAAGCCAGACACCGACAUGGAAGCACUCUUCGCCGGCCUGCUUCAGGACGACGAUGGCGCCGUUGUUCGCGAGGAGAUUGAGGUAGAUUCUGGUACCGAACAGUGGUUUCCAGCCGUUCACCAGGACAGCUCCAGAGUGAUAGAUCCAACUGGCGGCGGCAACACAUUUCUGGGGGGCCUCGCUGUCGCUCUUGCAAGGGGCAAGAGUGUCGAGGAAGCUGCAGCAUGGGGCAGUGUAGCUGCCAGUUUUGCUAUCGAGCAAGUUGGCGUACCGACCUUGGGCAAAGAUGACAAUGGCGAGGAGACGUGGAACGGCGAAAGGGUAGAGGACCGGCUAGCGGAAUUCCGAGCCCGUCUACAAUUAGUACAGUAG
Molecule: messenger RNA, 1260 nt
Organism: Colletotrichum orchidophilum
Lineage: Eukaryota; Fungi; Ascomycota; Sordariomycetes; Glomerellales; Glomerellaceae
Exons: 2
Coding region: 1-1260 (419 amino acids)
Source: RefSeq, a predicted model, not a curated record